Dunckerocampus dactyliophorus (ringed pipefish) is the source of this 1078-nucleotide messenger RNA. It is a transcript of the gene cryaa, whose product is annotated as crystallin, alpha A. Gene Ontology annotation, molecular function: structural constituent of eye lens; protein folding chaperone. The coding region runs from base 139 to 669 and encodes 176 amino acids. The transcript is spliced from 3 exons. Gene Ontology annotation, biological process: lens development in camera-type eye; protein refolding; response to heat. The record is from RefSeq and is a predicted model, not a curated record. NCBI's taxonomy places the organism in Eukaryota, Metazoa, Chordata, Actinopteri, Syngnathiformes, Syngnathidae.
GAGCAAGUUGAUCCAUUCGCUGUUUUCAUCAUCACUCUGACCUCCACCUCUUUGCCUGCUGGACUCUAAGCUGAACAGCCCCUUUGAAUACCUGAGCAAAGCCAAGCUGUGCCAGACUAAAACCUCUUAACAGCCACGAUGGAUAUUGCCAUUCAGCAUCCCUGGUUCAGACGGGCCCUGGGCUCUGUCUACCCAGCUCGACUCUUCGAUCAGUUCUUUGGAGAGGGCAUGUUUGAUUAUGACCUCUUCCCCUACGCUGCCUCCACCAUAAGCCCUUAUUACAGACAGUCCCUGUUCCGCAGCUUUUUGGAUUCUUCCAACUCUGGAAUGUCAGAGGUGAGGUCUGACAGGGAUAAGUUCACAGUCUAUCUGGACGUCAAACACUUCUCUCCUGACGAGCUGAGUGUGAAGAUCACAGAUGACUAUGUAGAGAUCCAGGGCAAGCAUGGAGAGAGACAGGAUGACCAUGGUUACAUCUCCCGCGAGUUUCACCGACGCUACCGCCUCCCUUCCAGUGUGGACCAAUCAGCCAUCACCUGCACGCUGUCCGCAGACGGCCUGCUGACACUGACUGGGCCAAAGGUUGGCGGGGGGAGCGAAUCCAGCCGUAGUGAGCGCAAGAUCCCCGUCACUCGUGAUGACAAGCCCAAUGUUGCGGCCUCUUCCUAAAAGCUUGAGUGGUGGGUGUCAAGCAAAUUGGAUGACAGUCUCCACUCAUUCUUCCUCAUUCCCUAACACUCGCUUCACUCUUCCCACUAGAUUGUUCUGUUGUUCUUAGCAUAAUCUCAUAGAGCAUCACUAGUAUUUUUUUAACAAAAAUGUUCCUGUGAGAAAGUUUAGGUCAACUGGUCGAGUUUUUUUCUGCUGAUAAAAUGUACAAUGUUACACUUGUCACAGAUUUUCCAUCUGCAAAAUUCUCCAAGCCUUGACGGCUUCCAUUACUGCACAGACCAUGAAACUUCUCCUCACAAGUCUCCAAUAUAUCCUGUCUUGUAGUUUAUGCCUUGUUAACUGGAUACCUCUACACUGAGAAGUCCAUGCUAAAGAAAAAAAAAAUAAAGCUACACAAUUAACAACA